AUGCAACUUCUCUCUUUAGCUUUGGCUCUCUCGCCUGUCCUAGCAGGUGUAGUGACAGUGGAGCGUGUGACAACGCCCCAGGCUGUUCUUCAUACAACUACCGUCAUUGGUGAGCAGAAAGCCAUUACCAUUCCUUUAACUGCUACUGCUGCCACGACUGUGUACACUGCGACUACCACACCCCUGACCACUCCCACUGGUACGGUUGUCCGGACCUUGGCCACCACGAAAGCUGACCCUGUUACGCAAAUACCAACGUAUCAGACAACACAGCUCGCUACCCCAGUCAAUCCUUCAACUUUUACAAAGCCUGUUACGGUGCUCACUGCCAUCAUUGCAACCACUGCUACCUUUACCACGCAAACAGCGGAAAAGGCUGCUACUACAUCAACCUCUUCUACAAAAAAAACAAGCUCAACCCCGCAGUCCCAACCUACUGCGGAAGCUCAAGAAGCUCCUGCCGUCUCUGCCGUUCCAAACUACUAUCCCGAUAGUGAUAUUUUUGGUGCUGUUUCGCUGUCUGCUCCGCCAAACAUGUUUCCACGACGUGAUAUCACCUGCCCUGUUCCAAAUGGUGUCAGUACGCUGCUUCCGGCUCAAACAAAUAAGUUUUACACAAAUCUUUUCCUGGGAACUCAACAACAAUCUGUCUUUGCUCAGCCCUACACCAUGUGGUAUGCCCCUGAUAACCAAUGGUGGGGUUUCGGUGUUAGCUACACACAGGCAAGCCAGCGGGUAUUUGGACCUGACCCAAACUCUAACCCCGCAAGGUAUUAUCUGAAUCCCCUUAUGCUCAAGUCAUUUGUCUUUUCCGCAAAUGAGUUCACUACACCCAGCGCUAUGUCUCUAAAUGUCGAUGGUCAAACUCAUCUCUCAGUCAAUACUAGCCUGGUCGGCGCGGGUGGUCGCAUAGAUAUUCCUAUUUCUAUUGGUAUGGGUAUGGCUACGGCUGUAUACACGAACCUUACACCACGUCUCUACUCUCAAAUUGGUUUCAAGCAGAUUGUUAAAUACUCGAACGUUUUUUCGAAUGUUCAGAAGUAUCGUAUUGACCUGCAAGACGGCACUCAUUGGGUUGUGUAUGUCACUGAUCCAUCUGGCUCCUUUACCUGGAAAAUUAACUCCGGCAAUGACAUGGUCGGUAAUAGUAAACCCAACGGUCUGGUCGUCCAGCUGGCGAUCAAUCCGAACGGUAUGUAUGACUCCGUCAUGGACUUAGCUGCUGGCAUGUACCCCUCUACUGCAACGAUUGAUGCUAAUGUUCAAAACGAUGUUGGAUACUAUCGCUUGAACUAUCAAUCUGCGGGUACUUCUUCGACUGGUAGGAUGCUUCUUUACGCUCUUCCCCACCACGUUUCGUCAUUCACUCCCGCAACAGGCGCCUGCUCGCUUGGCUUUACUGCUUACAGCCGCACAAAGGGCUACCUGACUGCAGUUUUAGCCAAUACUUUGGAGAUGCAGGAAACUCUGGAUACAGCACUGCAAUGGCUUCCCUAUCAGCCGGGUAAAUCUUUGACCUGGAGCACCGGUGCUUUGCAGAAGAUUGCCUCCGUUAUCAACAGUGAUAUCUCUCAAGAUAUGGUGGGCCCUACCACCACCACGUCUACAUACACUGCUGGAAAGAUUCUCGACAAGUUUGCCUUUAUCGUUCUCACUGCUUCGGAAAUUCUCAAGUCCCCCAGCUUGAGUCAACAAGGUCUUGCUUCCUUAAAAGAGGCUAUCGCUCCAUGGUUGUCCAAUACUCAGUUAACCCCAUUCAUUUAUGACACUCGCUUCAAGGGUGUGACUUCUUCUGCUGAUCCAAAUGAUGAUUAUGGUGCCCCCUAUUACAACGAUCAUCAUUUCCAUUAUGGCUACUAUGUUCACGCAGCGGCUGUCAUUGGUUUGGUAGACAAAAAGUUGGGAGGCAACUGGGCUGAGGAAAACAAGGACUGGGUCAACUCACUUAUUCGUGACGUGGCCAACCCAUCAAGUUCCGACACUUAUUUCCCUGUUUUCCGUAUGUUUGAUUUCUACCACGGUCACUCGUGGGCAGCUGGUUUAUUCGAAAGUGCUGACGGUAAAAACGAAGAAUCGUCAUCUGAGGAUUACCAUUUUGCCUACGCUAUGAAGCUUUGGGGUCAAGUCAUUGGAGACAAGUCUAUGGAAGCUCGAGGUGAUCUCAUGCUUGCGAUUAUGAAGCGCUCUCUUGCUCUGUAUUAUCUCUAUGAGAACAACAAUAAUGUCGAGCCAGCCCAGAUCAUUCCCAAUCGUGUACCCGGUAUUCUCUACGAGAACAAGAUUGACCAUGUUACCUUCUUCGGUACUAAUCCCGAAUAUAUUCAGGGUAUUCAAAUGAUUCCUAUGACUGGAGCGACGGGUUUGAUUCGAAGCCAAGAAUUUGUGAGACAGGAGUGGACGUCUCUUAUUUCUACUUUCCUCAACUCGGUCAAUUCGGGUUGGACUGGAAUUCUCAGAAGUAAUCAGGCCCUUUUUGACCCUAUAACGUCUUACGUCUUCUUCUCGCAAAAUAACUUCCCGUCACAAUGGCUUGAUAAUGGUGCAUCUUUAACCUGGUAUAUUGCAUUCGCUGCUGGUCUCAGUGGUAUCUGA
Molecule: messenger RNA, 2592 nt
Organism: Wickerhamiella sorbophila
Lineage: Eukaryota; Fungi; Ascomycota; Dipodascomycetes; Dipodascales; Trichomonascaceae
Product: Endo-1,3(4)-beta-glucanase 1
Exons: 1
Coding region: 1-2592 (863 amino acids)
Cellular component (GO): cell surface
Molecular function (GO): glucan endo-1,3-beta-D-glucosidase activity; endo-1,3(4)-beta-glucanase activity
Source: RefSeq, a predicted model, not a curated record